Messenger RNA from Staurois parvus, 285 nucleotides. NCBI's taxonomy places the organism in Eukaryota, Metazoa, Chordata, Amphibia, Anura, Ranidae. The record is from the annotation of a GenBank genome assembly.
CCAAAAGCGGUAACCCCGAGCUACACUCGGGCUUACCAUGCAGCGUUGCUCAGGGAGUCCCUGCAGCACUUAUCUUGUCCUUCGCUCCCACGAUGUGUCCCCUGCAGCGUCCCCGGCCAUCUCCUCCGGCCAAUGCCGGCAUCCGGCUUCCGUGUUCCGGUCCCUGUGACGUCGGGACGUACGGGCGCCGGAACCGGUGGCAAAUUUGAAAUUUUAAAAAAAUGUCAUUUAUUUUGUCCCUACUGCUUUGUCCUGUGCCCUGCCUGCAUUUUGACUGUUCUUUCU